This is a messenger RNA of Rhagoletis zephyria (snowberry fruit fly), 1452 nucleotides long. Lineage: Eukaryota; Metazoa; Arthropoda; Insecta; Diptera; Tephritidae. The record is from RefSeq and is a predicted model, not a curated record.
AUGACCAACAGCUCUAGUUUGGUUAGGAGUGGCGGGCUAAACCAAACUUCUACGACAUCAACGCUCAUGCCUGAUUUAGAAACGCUCAACAGUGAAGGAGAGUUCGAGUGGGACGAAAAGACGAAAGCCCUCGUCCUGGGCUCCUUCUUCUGGGGCUACAUCCUCUUCCAGCUGCCCGGCGGCCGCCUCGCCGACAGCCUCGGCUCCAAGUGGCUCCUCGGCGGCGGCAUCCUCUUUACCUCGCUGCUGACGGUGGCCAGCCCUCUGGCGGCCCGCCUCGGCGGCAGCGCCGCCUUCAUCGCAUGCCGCGUCCUGGAGGGCGUCUUCGAGGGCGUGGUCAUCCCUUCUACCCACUCAAUGCUAGCCAAGUGGUUCCCGCCCACGGAGCGGAGCACCGCCUCGGGCGUCAUCUACUCAGGCGGCUUUAUUGGCACGGUGAUUGCACUGCCCCUCAGUGCGCUCCUCUGCGACACGCCCCCUGCGAUGUUUGGACUCUUUGGCGGCUGGCCGUCGGUUUUCUAUCUGAUUGGAAUCGCUGGAGUUGUGUGGUCGGUGCUGUGGUUUUACCUCGUCUCGGAGACGCCCCAGUCACAUCCGACCAUCUCCCAGGCGGAGUUGAGGAUGCUUCUCAUGACAUGUCAGAGCGCUUGCAGAACGGGCGAAAAGAAGGCAAGCAUUCCCUGGCAGAGCAUCGCCACCUCUGGCCCAGUGUGGGCCCUUGCUGCGACGCACUUUGGUCAGAACUGGGGUUUCUACACGCUGCUCAUUCAAAUGCCACGGUAUUUUGCUGAGCUGGGUUUUGAUCUAAAGAGUAACGGCGCCUACUCCGCCUUGCCCUACCUUAGCCAGGCAGUGCUGGCCACCUCUGCGGGCUUCCUCUGCGACCGCCUCUUCCGGAGCGGCCACUUCCGCCUGGCCACCCUCCGAAAGGCCUUCAACUCAAUGGCCUUCGCCGGCACGGCCGCCUGCCUCCUGGCCAUCACCACCAUCGGCCGCGACCACCUCCUGAACAUUCUCCUGCUGGUGCUGGCCCUCUCCGUGAACGGCCUCAGCAUGGCCGGCUACAGCUGCACCCACAUCGACCUCUCCCCCCGCUACUCCGGCACGCUGAUGGGCAUCACCAACUGCCUGGCCACCUUUGCCGGCGUCUUCUCUCCGAUCGCCGUCGGCCAGAUUAUCUCCCUGGUGGUUGGGGCUGAUGGUGGGGUUGAUGGUGAUGGGGGUGAUGGAGGUGAUAAAGUUGAUCUGGCAGAACGGUCUCUCCAAGCGUGGAAGUACGUCUUCUACCUGGCCGCCGCCGUCUACCUCCUCACCGGCGCCAUUUUCGUCCUCUUCGCUUCCAAUGACGUUCAAGAGUGGAAUGACCCGUCUUCGUCCUCUUCGAUGAAAAAUUCAAAGUCUUCGCCUAGUUGUGAAAAGUACCAGAAAAAGGCCGACACAAACUGUGAUUAA